UUGCAGUAGAAUGAUCCUGGUGAAAAGUUUGACUGCAAUGGCAACGGAGAAGUUACUGCUGAAAACAUCAGGUCAGCAAUUCUUGGAUGGUGUCGAUUAUAUGUAUCGCGUGGGGUUAUCACCUGAUCGAUUGUCAGUCAUGGAAACAACCAGUGGUAAAUUCAUCUUGCAGUUUCAUUCACGAUGCGAUCUUCGUCCUAGAAUGAUCCUGGUGAAAAGUUUGACUGCAAUGGCAACGGAGAAGUUACUGCUGAAAACAUCAGGUCAGCAAUUCUUGGAUGGUGUCGAUUAUAUGUAUCGCGUGGGGUUAUCACCUGAUCGAUUGUCAGUCAUGGAAACAACCAGUGGUAAAUUCAUCUUGCAGUUUCAUUCACGAUGCGAUCUUCGUCCGUUCGCUGCUAAUUAUCCCACUUUUCAACGGUUACUUCGUGGUAUAGUUCACAUUAGAGCAUGGCGAAUCCAGUCUAUCGAAUUUUUAAAUGUUGAUUUCAAGAUAGUCGAUAUUCCUGAAGUUGAACGUACGCUAGAAAGGCUGGAAGUGAAUUUGGUGCUGCUGCGCAACUGUACAUAUAACACAAUCAUGAAAUCAUCCCAUGCAUAUCAAGUUUUGUUGGCACUUAAUCGAAAUAAAAAAUGCAUUGUUUGCGAGUACGGUGAUGACAGGUUAAAAGAUCGAGUUUUGCGUGGAUAUCAACGUCAUUCCUUAAACAAUAAUAAUGUGCCUGGGUUGAACGCUGCACCAGUUGCAUAUAAUUGAAAACUAUUAAUUAUUCAAUACGUCAUGACGCAACACAAUAAUUCUACACUUUUCAUCUGAUUUUUAUCAAUUUAUGGUUAAUUAUGUGACUUUUAUUCCACGUCUUCUUUUUUCAAAUCAUCACUUAUUUAUGAAAUCC
Molecule: messenger RNA, 896 nt
Organism: Loa loa (African eye worm)
Lineage: Eukaryota; Metazoa; Nematoda; Chromadorea; Rhabditida; Onchocercidae
Exons: 5
Coding region: 11-757 (248 amino acids)
Source: RefSeq, a predicted model, not a curated record